AUGCUGCGAUCGCGCCGCUUGCUUUUCCUCCUCAUUCUCCUUGCCAUAUUCGCGACGAGCGUGUACCUCCUGCGCAACCAGGACUCUUUCGAAGAACUACCGGGACUCAGCAACCCGCUGCAUGACUUCACUAAUCCACUCCGCGGCCACCAUGCUCACGAAGAGAAUCCACCGCUCCUCCCUCAGCGGUCCCUCACCCACCCCAUCCACCGGCUCAUCACCGAUGCCGAGAGCACGUUCCAGACGGUGCGCGCGAGACAGUCGCGAUCGCUGGCGGAUGCGGUAGCAGAAUACAGGCGGAGGUACAAGGUGCCUCCGCCGCCACACUUUGACAAAUGGUACAACUUCGCAAAGAGGAGGGGCGUCGAGCUGAUCGACGAGUACGACACAAUAUACCACGCGCUGCUACCCUUCUGGUCUCUCAAGCCCUCCGUCAUUCGCGAGCGGACCCGAGAAGCGAUCGGAUUCGACAACGCGCUGAUCGCAGUCAUGAUCCGCAACGGCAAGGUAGUCAAGAUGGACGGAGGCGGCGAGAUGUACCAGUGGCACCGCGAUGCCACCCCCGUCAUGCUGGGCAACUUCAUCAAGUACCUGCCAGACAUGGACUUAGCCUUCAACAUCCACGACGAGCCGCGAGUUGUAGUCCAAGCCGACUCCCUAGCCCGCCACGUCUCCGCAGGCCGCAAGAACAUGACCCUCGCCUACAACAGCCCCAGCCCACGCAACUCCUUCUCGAAACGUCCCUCAGACCUUGGCGACGGCAUGCGCAUCAAAGACUACCGCACCACGCGCUUCAACAAAUUCGCCCACCAGCCCACCUGGAGCAACAGCAAGCUCUCCUGCCCCCUCACCUCCCCCGCCCGCGGCUGCAUCGACAGCGACUGCCACGUCAACAUCACCGCCUACUCCGACCAACCCCUCGGCUUCAUCCGCAACACCACCGCCUUCAGCGACAUCUGCAACAGCCCCUCCCUCGAGCACAUUCGGCUUCUUCGACCGCCCCAACGCCUUCGACUCAGCAGCUUCCAGGACAUCCUCUACCCUUCGCCCUGGUACUACAUGGACCGCGUCAAGUACGAGCCCGAGCGCGACAUGCCUUGGGCCGAGAAGAACGCCACCAUGUACUGGCGCGGCUCCACCACCGGCGGCUUCUCUCGUGAUGGAGGCUGGCGGAGACAACAUCGUCAGCAGUUCCUCAUGAAGAUCCAGCCUCAGGCCACCUCCCAGAUCCUUCAAUACACCCCCAACACAACCUCCUCAACACCCGAAAUCGGCGCAUGGGAAGUCCACUCAACCCCAAUGACCCCCUACUCAAAAUACUUCGACAUCAAAUUCACCUUCAUCGGCCAAUGCGACCCCGGCGACUGCGACGCCCAACGCGAGUACUUCGGCACCACAGACCCCGUCAACAUGUUCGACGCCUUCCAGUCCCGCUACCUGCUCGACAUCGACGGCAAUGCCUUUUCCGGUCGCUAUCACGCGUGGCUGCAGAGCAAUAGUCUGGUGUAUAAGCUCGCAGUGUUCAGGGAGUGGCAUGAUGAGUGGUUGAAGGCGUGGGUGCAUUAUGUGCCGCUGGGGUUGAGGGGGGAGGAGUAUGUGGAGAGUGUGAGGUAUUUUGAGGAGGAGGAGGGUGGGCAACAGGAAGCGAAGAGGAUUGCGAAGGAGAGUAAGGGGUGGGCGGAGAAGGUGUUGCGGAAGGAGGAUUUGGAGGUGUGGUAUUUCAGGCUGUUGUUGGAGUAUGGAAGGUUGGUGGAUGAUGAGAGGGAGGAUAUUGGAUUUGGGAUUUGA
Molecule: messenger RNA, 1788 nt
Organism: Cyphellophora attinorum
Lineage: Eukaryota; Fungi; Ascomycota; Eurotiomycetes; Chaetothyriales; Cyphellophoraceae
Product: Beta-1,2-xylosyltransferase 1
Exons: 2
Coding region: 1-1788 (595 amino acids)
Source: RefSeq, a predicted model, not a curated record